AAUGCUUGGAGCACACACGUUGCACCUCAUUUGCCCUCUCACGGGUCCUACUUCAACCGUCAUCGCCGCCGACCGAGGACCGAGGAUCUCAGGUCGCACGAUCAUUGUGCGCCAGUUCGACUCCGAGUGGGGAUUCUAGAAGGUCAGGCGGACCUUCUGCUCACGACAGGCAGGGCGACCCGCCGACGCGAAUGGAAAGGUGGAAUCUGAUACGAGCCGAGAAAACAGCCGAUUCGAGCUUCAGGCCUCCGAUUCCACCUGCCCCGUCAACGUCACCUCAUCGUCAACUUUCUCGUUGUGAACCGUCGUGUUCCGAUGGGCAAAAAUUCCUACCACAAGGGCAACGAACAUUAACCGGUUCUUUCGCUGAAGGGCCGGCGGAACUUGGUUGGGAGAAGCGUCUCUUAAGACCCUCGCCGUAUCUCCCCCACGUCAUCUAAAAAAUGUGAAACCACCCGUGCCACUUUGUGUUCACUAAGUCCGAGUCGAUGAGGUUGCGAUGAAGUCACAGUGACUCCCACACCCGUACCAUAUCUCCCUUGUCCGUCCCCUCCCUCGCCCUACCGAACCUUUCGUUGACCCAUUUCGACCUCGUCAGAUGAGGCUGGAGUGGAGCAGAGGACGUGCAGGGUUGGGGAGUCAGAACGGAAUCGCAUUGCGUGCAUUAUGAUGCAGGGCAGGAGGGUGGGUAUGAGAGGGGGAGGAACAGAUCAGGAUUAGAGAUCUCGUUUAAAACGUCGCUUUGCUAGUUUCACGAGAAUCAAUCGUAGCCCCAGAAAUAUCUAUUUGAGACUAAGCAAGAGGCAAUUACACGUAAUUUGCAAUCUGUCGUACCUGGCAUCUCUGCAAAAAUCUUGUCCAGUUAUGAUCGUACCACGUGGAUCCUCUCCCCGGUGCGCUUCCCACUCCUUCCUUGAGGCAGCUCCACUCUCGCCCACUGGCGCUUAGACCUUGCUUACCUACCUACCUUCCUAAGGAGCCUUCUAGACGCUACUGUUCACGUUACUGUUUCAUAAGCUGUUAUUAGUGUUUGUAUCGGAAGUGUAACGGGAGGGUAUUGGCAAUGGCUACGAGCGAGUGUGACGGAAGCGGCGUCGAACACGACCUUGCGGUGUCGAGCAAUUUUUCGCCACCCCCUCGAUCUCGCCACCGCGCCUCGGCAUCCCUCGCGUCACUUUACUGUUUCAUAGGAUGUUAUAAGUGUUUGUAUCGGAGGUGUAACGGGAAGGUAUCGGCAACGGCUAGGAGCGGGUGAGACGGAAGCGGCGGCGAACACGACCCUGCGGUGUCGAGCAAUUUUUUCGCCACCCCCGUCGAUCUUGCCAUCCCACCCCGGCAAAGUCCCCCGUCACUCUCGCUCGCCUCCCACUCCGCUCUCUCUCUCCCUCCUAGACUGCCGUGUCGCGCGCUUCUCAGCUUUCUAGUUUCUAAAGCUUAGAACCAUGCCACGCCACCUAACCCUAAAAUAGUCCCUCUGCACGGUAUCGUUUUUCACGAUGCCCUUUCCUCCCCCGCUAAGGGCUCGACAUUAGGUAAGCACCCACGUAAUUUCCCCCCCUCUUACCUAGUGUACCCUUCCUGUAUUUCCUGCGCGAAACUAGGUGAGAACCACGGCUCAGCCUGUCACCGCGGUUACCUUUUCUUAGCCCGCCGUUCAUCUCCUUCCCUGCCAGCCGUUUUCCAUCCGUUCCUGCCCGGCGUUUCCCCCGUCCCUGUUCGCGCGUCACCCCUCUCUCCCAGCACGCGUCACUCCCUUCCCUGCUCGCCGUCUGUCCCUUCCCUGCUCGCCGUCUGUCCCUUCCCUGCUCGCCGUCUGUCCCUUCCCUGCUCGCCGUCUGUCCCUUCCCUGCUCGCCGUCUGUCCCUUCCCUGCUCGCCGUCUGUCCCUUCCCUGCUCGCCGUCUGUCCCUUCCCUGCUCGCCGUCUUUCCCUUCCCUGCUCGCCGUCCGUCCCUUCCCCGCUCGCUGUCCGUCCCUUCCCUGCUCGCCGCCCGUCCCUUCCCUGCUCGCCGUCCAUCCCGUCCCUGCAGGCCGUCCAUCCCUUCCCUGCUCGCCGUCCAACCCUUCCCUGCUCGCCGUCCCUCCCUUCCCUGCUCGCCGUCCCUCCCUUCCUUGCUCGCCGCCUCUCCCUUCCCACCUCGCCGUCCCUCUUCAUUUCCUGCCUGCCCUCCCUGUUUUCCCAGCACGUUGUCCCCCAUCCCCCUGUUUGACGUCCCCUCCGACCCUGCUCGCCGUCCCCCCCCCAUUUUCCCUGCUCAACGUCCCCUCCGCCCCUGCUCGCCAUUUCCCCCUGCUCGCCAUUUCCCCCCUGUCUAGCUUGCCACUUUCCCCUUUCCCCAGCUCGCAACUAACCCCUCUCCCCAGCACGCCACCUUGCCCUCUGUCCA
This is a messenger RNA of Closterium sp. NIES-67, 2385 nucleotides long. NCBI's taxonomy places the organism in Eukaryota, Viridiplantae, Streptophyta, Zygnematophyceae, Desmidiales, Closteriaceae. The record is from the annotation of a GenBank genome assembly.